Messenger RNA from Fonsecaea nubica, 2499 nucleotides. RefSeq lists its product as hypothetical. Lineage: Eukaryota; Fungi; Ascomycota; Eurotiomycetes; Chaetothyriales; Herpotrichiellaceae. Bases 1 to 2499 code for a protein of 832 amino acids. Gene Ontology annotation, cellular component: nucleus. Gene Ontology annotation, biological process: DNA-templated transcription. The record is from RefSeq and is a predicted model, not a curated record. The transcript is spliced from 3 exons.
AUGGCUGAAGAACCGCGACGAUCUGGUCGCGCCACCAAAGGACAAUACUCCAAAGAUCGCGAUAUCGCUGAAGACGCCCCUCCGAAGAAAAAGGGCAGAGGAAAGAACUCCAAAGCCAAGGCGGCAGAACAGGAGGAAAAUGAAGAGAUCAUCCGCUGCGUCUGCGGCACCUACGAAGAGGAGGAAGAUGUUCCCCGAGCAAUGAUCUGCUGCGACAACUGCUCAGCAUGGCAACAUAAUGGUUGUAUGGGUCUUCCGGAAGACUAUCAAGCCCCUCAAUACUUUUGCGAACAAUGUCAUCCCGAGGACCACGAGGAAUUGGUCGCAGCCAUCGCGCGCGGGGAGAAGCCGUGGGAGGAGGCAGUCAGGCAGCGAGACACGGGGAAAGGGAAGAAGAAAGGAGGUCGAAAAGGUCGGAAGUCGGCUACUGGACAGUCAAGUGAGGUCGUGUCUCGCGCCUCUCAGGAUGUCGACGAAACCCCGGCGCAAACUCCCGCGGCAGGACAGAAGCGCAAACUGGAAGAGUCGCCAUCUAUCCCAGAAGUGAAGAAUAAGAAGGCACGAGGGACACCAGCUGCUGAUACCAAUGGCACCAAAGCAGUCAAGGCUGAGACCCCUACUAGGCAGGUGUCGAGCUCGGAGCCUGUCUCGGCGGUUGCGGUGGAUGUGAAGGAACUUACACAUACGAGGAAGCAAGCUGCGUCCACAUUGAUCAAGCUCAUAGAACAGCAAAUCAAAGAAGCCGUAAAGCAAGGCGACUACGUUGUUCCUACCGGCACCUCGGCGACAGAAGUCGCGAACCAGAUUGGCCUCCGUACGGAACAUGCGUUGUAUCACGUCCAGGCCGGCGGGAGCGGUGACCCCAACGAAGCCUACAAGACCCAAUUGCGAGCAAUAAGCUUUAACGUUAAGAAGAACCGCACGUUAGGAGUACGAUUACUGAAUGGAGAUCUUCUCCCUCACACUCUUGCGUCGAUGGAUCCGAAGGACAUGGCGAGCGAUGAGCAGAAGAAAAAGGAUGCGGCUGUCAUGAAAGAGCUGGAGAAACAACAUACCAUUGUGGAAGAGCAGGCCCCCAGGAUCAGACGAACACACAAGGGGGAAGAGUACGUGGACGAGUCAAGGCAGGUUGCAGCAGAGUCUGCGACGUCGAAUGCUCCCGUACGGAAACCCAGUGUCGCAGAUCCGGAGGGAGAUACAAAAAGCCCUGGCGUAAGGAGCCCAUCCGUCACUCCAGCCGCUCCCAGCAAAGGAAGCAAACCGAGGCCGUCUGUUGAUACCAAUCGACGCCAAUCGUCAGCGAACUUUGACAUUGACAAAGUCUGGUCGAAUGUCCAAGGUUCCCCCGACGGCGACAAUCAGCGAUUCGGUGAACUGCCACAACAGGCGUCGCCAACCACCACUGUCCGAGAACCCAUCGCCCCAGGGACCAAGGCUGACGCAGACAUCGACGAGCUCCUCAAAGAUGAGGAGGCCGAGUCACCUCCCUAUUCGCCCAAGGAGUCCGCUGAAGCUGAUGGCGUUGUUUGGCACGGUAUCGUCAACGGCGGUAACCUAGGCCGAUUUCAUGCUGUUGCGAGAUACGCAGCUGGGGCGACUCCGGAUGCCGAUACGUUGCGCAUGACCUAUGACCAGAUCAUCCCGGCUGAAAUUGACAUAGGAGGUCGAAUCCAACCUUCUCGAGCAGAUGAAUACCUCUGUGGCCUCGAGUACAGCAAUACGUCUGACCUGGUCAUUGUGUGCAUGCCGGAACCUACAAACUCGCUGGAUCAGGAGCAAUUCGACAAGUUCUUCCGAUACUUUAAGAACAAGGACCGGUUCGGCGUGGGAAUUCAACACACGAAUCCGGCGAUCAAAGACAUCUACUUGAUUCCGCUGGACAAGAGCCAGGAAAUGCCCACUUUUGUCAAGAAACUCGAAACGGAUUUCCCGGAUCCGGCGCAGGAGAAAAUGCUGCUUGUCCCGAUCGUCAUCAAAAACAGCGAGUUGCCACAUAAUGCGCCUUCUACGCAAGCUGAUGGGACACCUGCUUCUGCGGCCAGUCCUAUGGUCGGAGGACCGAUAGCUCAGACCCCUAUCACGCCUCAUGAAGGCAGCUUCCCCUACAAUCAAUCUCCCAUACCAGGUCAGCAAGGAGCGAAUGGAACUCCUCAGGCGCAACAUGGUUUAGGGGUGACAGCAGCCUUUCCUACUCCCACACCCUCUUCGCUCCCACAACCUCAUCAACCGCUUAUCCAACCGUCACUACAGCCCUCGCCGCCGCCCAACUCCGCCAUGGCCAUGGCUCAGAAAGUUCUCGGUCCCCAACUAGCCUCUUCCCCUUCAGUGGUGCAGCUAUGCACUCAGGUAUCCACGGUCGGAGAAUCCGAGUUCGACGUGAUCAAGAGGUGUCUUGAGCAGAAUCCCGAGGCCCAGGGCAGCUUGGGAGUCUUGACGGCCAUGUUACAGCAGGUCAAUGCAGAGCGUGGAGGCGAUGGAGGUGGCACGGUCGGUACAUGA